This is a messenger RNA of Anthonomus grandis grandis, 503 nucleotides long. Its product is annotated as U6 snRNA-associated Sm-like protein LSm6. Lineage: Eukaryota; Metazoa; Arthropoda; Insecta; Coleoptera; Curculionidae. The transcript is spliced from 2 exons. Gene Ontology annotation, biological process: maturation of SSU-rRNA; mRNA splicing, via spliceosome. The record is from RefSeq and is a predicted model, not a curated record. Gene Ontology annotation, molecular function: RNA binding. Gene Ontology annotation, cellular component: sno(s)RNA-containing ribonucleoprotein complex; U6 snRNP; P-body. The coding region runs from base 115 to 354 and encodes 79 amino acids.
GCAGUCAUGCACAAUUGCACAUAACCUAUAAGUUUGUUUUCUUUUUAACUGUGUGGAAACACUGUAUGACUACAAAUAAUAAAUAAAAUAUAAAACGAAAAAAAAUCUCUUAUAAUGAGUCGUAAAGAAGCUUUGUCUACAUUUAUUCAACAAAUUCAUGCCAGACCUGUUGUUGUGAAACUAAAUAGUGGAGUAGAUUAUAGAGGUGUGCUGGCUUGUUUAGAUGGAUACAUGAACAUAGCACUGGAACAAACUGAAGAGUAUGUUAAUGGGCAACUCAAAAAUAAAUUUGGGGAUGCCUUUAUUAGAGGAAACAAUGUUCUUUAUAUAAGCACCCAGAAACGAAGAUAUUAGUUUAUGAUUUCUCUUGUAAGCAUUAGAAUUAGGACACAAUUAAAUUAGUAUAUUAUCUUAUAAAUUAUUAAAAAAUAAAAUACUUGACACAUUCAAAUAUAAUAAUGUAAUAUUAAAGCAGCGAAACUACACUUUUUUACUUUUGACGA